AUGGCGACUUCUCAGCCUCCCCUCCGCUUCACCUCCCACCAUAAUUUUGUCUACCGUCUGGUCUUCGCCACGCUCACCGGCCGGACAGUCCACAUCUCGCAGAUACGCUCGUCGAAUCCUACGAAUCCCGGUCUUGCGCCGCACGAAAUCUCCUUCCUCCGUCUCCUGGAGAGCGUCACCAAUGGAUCGCAGAUGGAAAUCUCCUACACCGGUACCAUUCUCGUUUACAAACCGGGUCUGAUCACCGGAUGCGGCGCCGGCGUGGGCGGCGGCAGCAGCAGCGUGGUCACCCACGAACUCCCAGCCGGAUGCACGCGCGGCGUGAGCUAUUUCCUCCUCCCGCUAUGUCUUCUGGCCCCUUUCUCCAAGGCGCCCAUGCGCGUGCUCUUCACCGGCCCCGGCGUGAUUACCUCGGCCACCCCGACCGGCGACAUGUCCGUGGACAGCGUCCGCACCGCCAUUCUCCCGUUGUUCAACCAAUUCGGCAUCUUCAACAACAUCGAGCUGCGGAUCCUGCGCCGGUCCAACCCGGGUCCCAACGGCCGCGGUGGCGGCGGCGAGGUGCAGCUGGUCUUUGGCCAUCAGGUGCGUCUGCCCAAGACUCUGCACCUUAUGAACCCCGGCCGUGUCAAGCGCGUUCGCGGUGUGGCCUACUCGGUCGGCGUGUCGGGUUCCAACAACGCUCGCAUGAUCGAAGCCGCCCGCGGCGUCCUCAACCCGCUCGUCCCGGAUACCUAUGUGUUCUCUGAUGUGGCGGCUGCGCCGCUGGUGCCGGCACCGGAGAAGAACAACCCGGCUGCGAAGAAGAAGAUUGGUCUGGGCUUUGGCCUGUCGUUGGUCGCGGAGUCCUCAACGGGGUGUUUGUUCUCGGCGGAUAUGAUCUCCCCGCCGUCGGGUGGUGAGGCGCCCGAGGACAUCGGUAAGCGGUGCGCGUACCAGCUGCUGGAGACGAUUUCGAAAGGUGGUUGUGUCGCGCCAGCGGCGGUACCGACGAUGCUGGGGCUGAUGACGAUGGGGUCGGAGGACGUCGGUCGUAUUCAGAUGGGCCGCGAUGUCAUCGCCGAUGAGAGUGUUAUCCAGUUAGCGCGGGAUCUGACCAAGUUUGGUGCGCCUGGUUGGGGUUUGAGGGAUGCGGCGGAUGAGAACGACCGCGGCGACGUGGUUGUCAGUGUGGUGGGCCGUGGAAUUGGCAACGUUGGACGGAAGGUCGCCUGA
This is a messenger RNA of Aspergillus terreus NIH2624, 1215 nucleotides long. Its product is annotated as RNA 3'-terminal phosphate cyclase-like protein. The transcript has a single exon. The record is from RefSeq and is a predicted model, not a curated record. Gene Ontology annotation, cellular component: nucleolus. Lineage: Eukaryota; Fungi; Ascomycota; Eurotiomycetes; Eurotiales; Aspergillaceae. The coding region runs from base 1 to 1215 and encodes 404 amino acids. Gene Ontology annotation, biological process: endonucleolytic cleavage of tricistronic rRNA transcript (SSU-rRNA, 5.8S rRNA, LSU-rRNA); ribosome biogenesis. Gene Ontology annotation, molecular function: RNA endonuclease activity.